AUGUCUUCCACCACCGGCAACACCGGCGCCAACGUACUCGGCGCAAAGGACGCCAACCUACCCGUGGCUGCCGCUGCCGCUCCCAACGGCAAGGACUCGUCAGUCAAGAGCAUGGAGUACCACCGCCAGGUUCUGCAGUCCAAGAUGGAGGCACAGCAAUCCGGGACCAACUACGUCUCCCCCUCAGACGAGAUCAUGUCCCCCUGCACGGCCAAGCUGAACGCCCUCCGCAACAAACAAGUUGGCAAGGUCAAGCCCAAGUCCCUCUUCGCCCAAGCAUCAUCUAAGAGGUUGCGAGGCAGCGAGGGCCUCUUCGGCUCCAAGGCUGACUCCCCGCCAUCCAACAACGCAUAG
Diaporthe citri is the source of this 354-nucleotide messenger RNA. RefSeq lists its product as uncharacterized. Lineage: Eukaryota; Fungi; Ascomycota; Sordariomycetes; Diaporthales; Diaporthaceae. The transcript has 3 exons. Bases 1 to 354 code for a protein of 117 amino acids. The record is from RefSeq and is a predicted model, not a curated record.